GUGACGACCAGCAGCGGCCACGACACCAUGAAGGGACUCUUCAUUCCUCUGUUGCUCACUGGCCUCACUCAGGCCGUCCGAGUAUACCUGCAUCCGGGCCCUCAUGUUCCUCCUCGCCUACAUGCCUGCACCGCCGGCGCAACCCUUGCCAGACAUCUCGAUCUCGAGCGGUUCGAGGAUGCUGCACCUAACUUCAGAGAACAGGGGUUAUUCGUCGGCCGUGGCUUCGGUACCGGGAUGCUUUUGACAAUCAGUGAGGAAGAUGCACGAGCGGUGAUCCCCCACUCCCUCAAGAAGUCCACAUUCUCCAUCUCCCCCACACCCACCGCCGACUCCCUUUCCGUCCUCAUACCCACCUACAUCGACCGCGCUCAUCACGUGUACUCUCACGUCUAUGAGCCGACCAUACCUUUCGCGCCCCACGAAAGUACGGCGGCCUCCCUGCAGGUCUUUGCCGACUUGAAGGACUUCCUCGAGGGCGACUACCCUGUCGACCGCUUCGCCGCCUUCGAUUUCACCUCCCUCACCGCGUCCCUCAAGGCCGCCCCCGAGACAGACCACGAGCAAGUGCACGAAGCCCACAAGGUUCUCCGCGAGAUCCUCAAGGACCUCGCGGAGCGUGACGACGUCAAACUCGCCAUCGUCUCCGUCCCCUCUUCCCACUCGCACCAUUCCGGCCGCACGCACGGCCACAGUAAACGCCAGCCACAGCAGAGCCCGCUGCCGCUGCCGCGCCCCGGAGAGCCAAUCGCCGCGAUCUCGACGUGCCACGCGAGCGCGGAGACGUGCGGGAACGCGACGGACGCGUGCAGCGGACGCGGUGCGUGCGUCGCGGCGACCAAGGCGGGCAAGACGUGCUUCGUGUGCGCAUGCAGCGCGACGACGGACCCGAAGGGCAGGAAGGAGCACUGGGCGGGGAGCGCGUGCGAGCGGCAGGAUGUGAGCGGGCCAUUCGUGCUCCUUGCCGGGACGACGAUCACGCUGCUGCUGCUCAUCGGGGGGUCUGUUGCGCUCCUUUCGGGCGUGGGCGAACAGCAGUUGCCGAGCACGUUGACUGGGGGUGUGGCUCAGCACUCGCGGUGA
This is a messenger RNA of Dichomitus squalens LYAD-421 SS1, 1083 nucleotides long. RefSeq lists its product as uncharacterized. The transcript is spliced from 3 exons. Lineage: Eukaryota; Fungi; Basidiomycota; Agaricomycetes; Polyporales; Polyporaceae. Bases 28 to 1083 code for a protein of 351 amino acids. Gene Ontology annotation, cellular component: endoplasmic reticulum. The record is from RefSeq and is a predicted model, not a curated record.